AUGAUGGUAGCGAUGAAGAAAAUUCGACUGGAGAACGAUGAUGAGGGAGUGCCGUCGACAGCCGUUAGAGAAAUUUCGUUACUAAAGGAACUAAGACAUCCAAACGUGGUCAGACUCGAAGAGGUGAUCAUGGAGGAGAACAAGUUGUACCUGAUUUUUGAAUACUUGUCAAUGGAUCUGAAAAAGUAUUUGGACGCUAUUCCAGAUAGCGAGUUGAUGGAGCCGAUGCUGGUUAAGAGCUAUUUGCAUCAAAUUCUCGAGGCUGUCUGUUUCUGUCACGAGCGUCGUAUCAUCCAUCGCGACUUGAAGCCCCAAAACUUACUCAUUGACAGCAAAGGAGUCAUAAAGUUGGCGGAUUUUGGUUUGGCAAGAGCAAUCGGUGUUCCAGUACGAGCGUAUACUCAUGAGGUGGUCACUUUAUGGUAUCGAUCGCCAGAAGUCCUGCUUGGGUGCCAGCGAUAUUCCAUGCCUCUUGAUGUUUGGUCUGUCGGUUGCAUAUUCGCGGAGAUGACGACGAAAAAGCCGCUGUUUCAUGGAGAUUCAGAAAUCGAUCAGCUAUUCCGUAUAUUUCGCAUCUUGUCAACACCUACGGAGGAUGUGUGGAAGGGCGUUACGACUUUUCCGGAUUACAAAGCAACCUUUCCGAUUUGGAAGGAAAUAAGAUUGGCAGAUUCAGUGAAAAACGUGGAGGAAGAGGCGUUUGAUUUGCUACAAGCAAUGUUAAUCUACGAUCCCGCGAAACGAAUUUCAGCGAAGAGGGCGUUGCAGCACAUAUAUUUCGACGAUCUCGACAAAGACGCGCUGCCUUCCGCGGGAUUCACCCCAGAAGUUCGAUCUGCCGCACGGGUAUAA
Soboliphyme baturini is the source of this 852-nucleotide messenger RNA. The record is from the annotation of a GenBank genome assembly. Lineage: Eukaryota; Metazoa; Nematoda; Enoplea; Dioctophymatida; Soboliphymatidae.